AUGAAGUUCGGCCUGUUCACUUUCUUCCUUGUUCUCCUUCUUGCUAUCUUUGCAGCUGCGGAGGCGCCAGAGCCGCCGACCGAGCUCGAGAUCAACACGACUUACUUGCCGGAGGAUUGCAAAGUGAAGGCACAGAAUGGUGACGUGCUCAACGUACACUACACUGGCAAACUGUUCUCCAAUGGGAAGAAGUUCGACUCGAGCUUUGACCGCAACAAACCGUUCCAAGUGACCUUGGGCAGAGGCCAGGUCAUCAAGGGCUGGGAGCAAGGUCUCCAGGGCAUGUGCGUAAAUGAGAAGCGCACUCUCAGCAUCCCAUCGGAUCUUGCGUACGGCAAGCGUGCUAUGGGCUCCGCGAUCCCUGCAAACUCGGCCCUCGUCUUCGACGUCGAACUCGUCUCUUUGGAUGCCAAGGGACCGCGUGAAGAGCUAUAG
Molecule: messenger RNA, 435 nt
Organism: Laetiporus sulphureus 93-53
Lineage: Eukaryota; Fungi; Basidiomycota; Agaricomycetes; Polyporales; Laetiporaceae
Exons: 5
Coding region: 1-435 (144 amino acids)
Biological process (GO): protein peptidyl-prolyl isomerization
Molecular function (GO): peptidyl-prolyl cis-trans isomerase activity
Source: RefSeq, a predicted model, not a curated record